Pectinophora gossypiella (pink bollworm) is the source of this 1126-nucleotide messenger RNA. RefSeq names its product trypsin-like. The record is from RefSeq and is a predicted model, not a curated record. Lineage: Eukaryota; Metazoa; Arthropoda; Insecta; Lepidoptera; Gelechiidae. The transcript is spliced from 9 exons. Gene Ontology annotation, biological process: proteolysis. Gene Ontology annotation, molecular function: serine-type endopeptidase activity. The annotation marks the transcript as partial.
AAUAUUUUUCUAUUUGUUAUUUUAUUAAAUUUUGCUGUUGGAUCAAUAUGGAAGAGGGAGGAAAAAGUGGAACCUGUCGGUUUGAACCUACGAUUUAACAUCGACAACAAUGACCUGCCAACGGGCCCGUUCCGACGGAAACACCACAACGUCGACAGCCUGCGUAUACGCAUGGACCCCAUCUCCAAACAGGCGCUGAGGAUCAGGGGCGGCAACUCUACGGACACGCUGAACUACCCGUACAUGGCGGCCAUCAUCAUCAACGGGCGGCUGUGGUGCGCCGGCGCAAUCGUCGACAUCAACUGGAUCGUCACCGCUGCGCACUGCCUCAAUUACGUCCUCCACGUGUCCCCAAUGAAGACUCUAGCGAAGUACGUGAAGGCGCGCGUGGGCAGCGCGCGGCCCCACGAGGGUGGCCAGCUGGUGGACGUGGUGGGGGCCGUCAGACACCCCAAGUUUGAGGAGGAGCCCGUACCACACGCCGACGUCGCUCUGCUGAAGCUGUCUGAGAACCUUGAGUUCGGCAAACACGUGAACCUGAUCAAGAUCUACGAGGGUAUGAAGGAGCCGUUUGCGCAGAGCUUUGUCGUCAUCACUGGAUGGGGAGCCACCAAGGGUUCGGACACUGCGUUCAGAGACCAGACCCCGGACCUCCUGACGGCGCGACUGAAGGUGCGCACGCAGCACUACUGCAUCGACGCAUACCAGCUCGUCAACGGCUUCAUGUUCACCGAUGACUUCUUCUGCGCCUCGCUCAGGAACGGCACCAGGGAUGCUUGCUUGUUCGACGCUGGUGCGCCGGCCGUGCAGCAGAACAGACUCAUGGGCGUGAUGAGCUUCGGCCCCGAGCGUUGUGGUCACGAGUACCAGCCCGCUGUCUUCAUCAAGGCUUUUUACUUCAGGGACUUCGUGAAGCACACCAUAUCGUCGUACAAAUCAACCGCUGACCUGAUCGAAGCGAUAGAGGCGGUGGACCCGACUCUCAAACCUCCUGUUCACGUGGUGGAGCAGCACCCGUCGCAACACCACCCAGUUGCCGGGUACGACGACGCCGCCACGCCGCCGGACGAGAAACACGAUUAGUUAGAAUAAACUAUAUACAUCACAGUAUAAUACACAAUGUUUU